Molecule: messenger RNA, 2539 nt
Organism: Melozone crissalis (California towhee)
Lineage: Eukaryota; Metazoa; Chordata; Aves; Passeriformes; Passerellidae
Gene: TPX2
Product: TPX2 microtubule nucleation factor
Exons: 16
Coding region: 3-2249 (748 amino acids)
Biological process (GO): regulation of mitotic spindle organization; activation of protein kinase activity
Cellular component (GO): spindle; microtubule
Source: RefSeq, a predicted model, not a curated record
AGAUGUCUAAGCCAGAAUCUCGUUAUUCUUUUGAUGUCCCAAACAUCUGCAUCGAUUUUGCAACUCUGAAUGAGAAUGAUGUGUACAAUGCAGACUCCUGGUUUGAUGAAAAAGCCAAUCUGGAGAAUGUCCCUCCUGCAGAAAAUGUGGCAAAGGUCUCACACUGCAGCCCUGCUUUGUCAAAGCCUGAUGUUGUUCUGUCUUCUGUCCCUUCACAAGAAGUAGCAAAGAGUGAAAACGAUGGUGAAGCAGAAUGUGCCCAGGGCAACGCAAUCCCUCAGAAUAUCAUCGGGUCCCUGGCAACCUGGAGAGCUGCUGCCCCUGCAGAGGCCCCUCAGAGACCAGGCAGGAGACUGGCUCCAAAGCAGGGGAAGACCCAGCAGCGCAAGCAGCCAGGCAGAAUCAAAGCAGAGAAAAUUGAUAAUGCCCUGGAAAAUAAGGAAGAUGUUCCACCCAUGAAGAAAAUGAGGCUUUCUGGUAGCAGAGGGAAGGUGACAGAAAUGUCCACAAAGAAGGAGCCCCUGCAGGAUUCUGAGCUCUCUCCAGGGAGAGGGAAAAGCAAACAGACCAUGCCCUCCACGCCAGCAAUGUUGAAGAGGACCAAACCUUCUAGCAAGGCAAAGAGUACAGAGGAGCAGGAGCUGGAAAAGAUGCAGCAGUUGCAGCAGGAGGUUGUGGAGCUGCGGAAGAGGAACGAGGAGUCUCUGAAAGCAGCUAUUGCUGGAGCAGGACAACCUGUGAAGAAACCUGUUGGUCAAGUAACAAAGCCAAUUAAUUUCCACUUCUGCACGGAGACUAGAAUUAAACAGAAUGCAGAAAGCCAGCCUGGGAAUGAGUACAAGGAGCUGGAUUUUGCAGCAGUCCUGAGGAAGCAUCCCCCUUCUCCGAUGCGAAUGCCAAAGGGGCACACUGUCCCCAGACCUUUCAAUCUGUCCCAGGGAAACAAAAGAAAACAUGAAGAAGCCACAACAGAAUAUGUGUCCUUUGCUGAGCAGGUAGAAGCGUUCCAAAAACGCACACCCUCUCGUUACCAUUUGAGGAGCAGGAAAUCUGAGGAAGGCUCAGUUUCAAAAAAGCCAAUGAAGGCUGGGCCCACACACCCCAAAACACCAGUGCUGCGAACGAAGCAGCGCUCGAGACCUGUCACCUGCAAAACUGCUGCAGAGCUGGAAGAAGAGGAAAUAGAGAAAAUUCAACAGUACAAAUUCAAAGCACGAGAUGUCAAUCACAAAAUCCUUGAGGGUAUGCCACUCCUGCCCAAGAAACCCCCUGUGAAGAAGCUCACCCAACCUAUUGGCUUUCAGCUGGAAAUAGAAAAAAGGAUUCAGGAGCGUGAGAGCAAGAAGCAGCAGGAGGAAGAGCGCUUCGAAUUCCAUUCCAGGCCAUGUCCCACAAAAAUCCUGGAGGAUGUUGUGGGUGUUCCAGAGAAGAAGGAGCUUCCUCUUACAGUUGCUAAGUCUCCAGCCUUUACCUUGAGAAGCAGGACCCGUGUGUCUGGCAGAGAGGAGAAAAAGGAAAAAGAGGAGGUGGCUGUGAUCAAAGCUAAUCCUAUGCCACAUUAUGGAGUGCCCUUCAAACCCAAAAUGCCAGAGCAGAGGCACGUGGAAGUUUGCCCCUUCUCUUUCGAUGCCCGGGACAGAGAACGACAAAUACAAAAAGAGAAAAAAAUAGAAGAACUACAGAAGGAAGAGGUGCCAAAAUUCAAAGCGCAGCCUCUGCCUUACUUUGACGAAGUUAAACUGCCAGAAAAGAAGGUCAAACCUGCAACUCAGCCUGAGCCAUUCCAUCUGCAGGUGGAUGAGCGGGGAGCUGCCAAGCUCCAGAGCUGGAAACAGCAGCUUGAAGAAGACUUGAAAAGGCAGAAAGAGGCAGCGUGUUUUAAAGCUGGUCCCAACACAGUGGUGUACCAGGAGCCUUUUGUGCCCAAAAAGGAACAUAGGAUGCUACCAGAGAACCUUUCUGGUUCUGUAGUUCCUGAAAGCUUUGAGCUGGCAACAGAAAGAAGAGCAAGAGAACGGCAAGAAUUUGAAAAGCGAUUGGCAGAAGUAGAAGCCUUAAAGGAGAGUUAUGAGGAGCAGAUCAGGCAGGAACAAGAGGAGCUUGAAAAGGAAGAAGUUGCUAAGCUAAGACAAGAAAUGGUUCACAAGGCAAACCCAAUACGCAAAUACCGCAGCCUGGAAGUCAAGUCCAGUCAUCAACCACUGACUGUGCCAAAGUCUCCCAACUUCUCAGACAGAUUCCGAAUCUGAUGAGCAUCCACAUCCACGUGACAACUGCUGGGAGAUCCCAUCCCUCUCUACUCCCGUGGUAGGGAGAGAGGGAGCAAUUGUUUUUCCAUGACUGCUCAGUCUGAACUCCUAUGCUUGGUUUCAUUGUUGUACUGAGUAGUUAAACUCCACCUGAGCCCGUGGCAUUUCAGCAGGGCCUCCUGGCCUUGCUGUGUAUACAGACCCUAUCUUCUCUAGAGACUAAACCAAGUUUUGAUAUUGCAUACAGAUAUUUUAUACCUAACUAAAUAAAAAUUCCAAAUCUACUUGCU